Molecule: messenger RNA, 3966 nt
Organism: Cylas formicarius (sweet potato weevil)
Lineage: Eukaryota; Metazoa; Arthropoda; Insecta; Coleoptera; Brentidae
Product: protein transport protein Sec31A
Exons: 21
Coding region: 250-3951 (1233 amino acids)
Biological process (GO): COPII-coated vesicle cargo loading; intracellular protein transport; endoplasmic reticulum organization
Cellular component (GO): endoplasmic reticulum exit site; COPII vesicle coat
Molecular function (GO): structural molecule activity; protein binding
Source: RefSeq, a predicted model, not a curated record
UUCAUAUGAUUCCCAUGUUUGACAUGUGACUGACAUUUGACUGUCAUUUGACAGUUGUCAUAACCGAAAGUAAAAAUAAGCAGAAAUACUUCAUUUAUAUUUAAUACGAGAGUGAUAAUUUUAUUUAUACAAGUGGUAAUUUUGUUGACGUGUUCAGGCGCAUCUUUAAACGUCAAAACUUUUUUUUGAGCCACGUUGGAAGUUUAUGUUUUGGAAUUCCCUUCUUCCCUUUGCUAAGGACGUAACAUUAUGAAGGUGAAAGAUAUAGAACGUACUGCUAAUGUUGCCUGGUCUCCUAAACACCAUCAGCCCAUUUACCUGGCAGCUGGUACAGCAGCACAGCAGUUAGACGCUUCUUUCAGCACCAAUGCCGCCCUAGAAAUUUACUCUCUAAAUUUAACAGAACCAGGUCCCGAUACUCAGCUGAUUUCAUCUGUUCCCAGCGAACAUAGAUUUCAUAAAAUAAUUUGGGGACCCAGUGGCACUGAAUCUAAUGGCAUUAUAAUAGGGGGGUGUGAAGAUGGGUUAAUGCAAAUUUACAAUGCCUCUAAGAUGCUCAAAAGUGAAAAUUCUUUAAUGGUCAAGCAGCAAAAGCAUACCGGACCUGUACAUGCUUUAGAUUUUAACAAUUUUCAACAAAACCUGUUUGCCUCAGGUGCCGGGGAUUCUGAAAUUUUUAUAUGGGAUAUCAACAAUACAACGACUCCCAUGACACCAGGGGCAAAAUCUCAACCAUUCGAAGAUGUUCUUUCAGUUGCUUGGAACAAGCAAGUUCAGCACAUAUUGGCAUCCUCAUUUGCAUCAAAAUGUGUAAUAUGGGACUUACGAAAAAAUGAACAAAUUAUCAAAUUAACUGAUACAGUAUCUAGAAUUAGGUGGAAAAUGGUCACUUGGCACCCUGAAGUUGCCACCCAGUUGUGUCUUGCAUCAGAGGAAGAUCAUUCACCAGUUAUCCAAGUUUGGGAUUUAAGGUUUGCUACUUCUCCCCUGAAAACACUAGAGAAUCACCAAAGGGGUGUGCUUGCUGUGUCAUGGUGCACAGAUGAUGCUGAUCUUCUUGUUAGUUGUGGAAAAGAUAACCGUAUCAUUUGUUGGAAUCCAAAUUCAAAUCAUCAGAAUGGCGAGAUACUAUCAGAAAUCGCUAGGACGAACCAAUGGAGCUUUGAUGUGGUAUGGUGUCCCAGAAAUCCAGCUUUAAUAGCUUGCCCCAAUUUUGAUGGACAUGUUUCAGUGUAUUCAAUCAUGGGAGGAAAAACGCAGCAAGUUCAAACCACUAAUAAAAUAGCAGAUAGUUUUCCAGGCAUGGAUGGUUAUGUGCAAGCCCCAGUACAAACUACGCCUGCUGUAAUCAGUGUUGACUUAAGUAAACCUCCGAAGUGGUUGAAAAGGCCAGUAGGUGCUAGCUUUGGGUUUGGAGGCAAAUUAAUAACAUUUGAGAAUGAUAAAGAGAAAAUUACCCUUGCUCAACAAACUACCCAGCCUGGCCAAGGUUCACCUCAUAUAAGUAGGAUAGUACAGAUAAGCCAAGUUAUUACGGAACCAGAAUUCAUUCAAAAAUCAUCUGAACUUGAACAAGCUUUAGAAAGUGGCAAUUUUAUAGAAUAUUGCCUAAACAAGUCAGAAUCCUCAAAUGAUCAACAUAGGAAGUACAUUUGGCAUUUCCUAAAAGCUAAUUUUGAUUCAAAUCCAAGGGCAGAGUUUUUAAAUUUGCUGGGUUACAGGAUCGAUGACGUGAAUGCAAAGUUAAAUGAACAUAUAGGCGAAUCUUUACUGCAGAAAGGCGACAUUAUUGACCAUCUUGCAAAUGGCAGAAUAGAUGAUUUUGACCUACUACAAGACAGUAAUCAAAAAAACAAUAUUCCCUUCAAAAUCAAAACAACUGAUGAUACCGAUGGGCUCAUCACUCAAGCACUUCUCCUCAACAAUGUCGAAGCAGCUGUGGAAUUGUGCUUAAAGGCAAAGAGAUAUGCAGAUGCUUUGAUUAUUGCUACAACAGGGGGACCUGAUUUACUAGCCAGAACUCAACACCAGUACCUAGAAAAUUCUGAAGGUUAUAUAUCCAAUUUGAUAUCAGCUAUUGUUUCUGAGGACUGGGGUUCUAUUGUCAAUAACUGUGAUAUAAGCAGUUGGAAGGAAGCUUUAGCGGCCAUUUUAACUCACGCAUCUGACGAUCAUUUACCAAUACUUUGUGAGCAACUUGGCAUGCGUUUGGAAAAUGAGAUAGAUAUAAAUCCUAAAUUAGGUCAAGACGCGCAAUUGUGUUACAUUUGCUCUGGAAAUUUUGAUCGUCUGGUUUCCAGUUGGAGUGACGGAGAUUUUAGUUCGACAGAAACUCUGCAAGAGCUCGUUGAACUGGUUUCUUUUCUACAAAAAUCUAUCGAACGGCAAGGGAAAAGAGUACAGAUUUCAGAUGGUUUGGCAGAUGUGCUAUCCAGAUACUCUGCCUUAUUAGCUUCUCAAGGCGACCUAUCAACUGCUCUUUCUUAUUUGGGUUCUUCACAAAAUGAAAAGAUGGCAUCGUUGCGGGACAGAUUGCUCACCGCUUUGGGUCAAAAACCGUUGAAUAUCCAAGAGUUGAGGCAGCAACAGGGUAAUAGACGUAGCAGCACAAGGACAUCUUUCAGUAACUAUGGAGGACCGUCCCAAAACACACCACAGAUUCAGCAAUUUGUCCCACCACAACCUGUGCCACCUACCAACAAUGCGUUUCCUUAUGCUUUCAAUACGGGGUUACCUAAUCCGACAGUGAGCAGUCAACCAUGGCAGACACAACCAACUCCCGUGUCUAAUUAUAGUUCUCAGCCACCUCCAAAAACAUUUUCUCCGCCGUUGAGUCAACCUCCCAGACCUACUAGCGUGGGAUCUUCCCAUGGAGGAAGUGCCGGUUUACCGACUCGGAAAUAUGUUCUUGAUCCGUCUGUAACGUCAAAUCAGUAUUACAAUCGGAAUCAGUUUUCUUCUCAGCCUGUGCCGACGUUUGACGGUAGUUACGGGGCCUACCCAACCAACCCACACAAUUCGAACUAUGGCGGUCAGCCGAUCAGCACACAAUUAUACCAGCCUUCGACAAGUUCUGCUGCUGUGCCUAAUCCUCCUUUAAAUCCAGUACCUCUCGCCACGGCUCCUCAGUAUGGGACCCAACCUCCAAUUGAGGCAGCUCUAUCCGCGGGAAAUAGUUAUCAUGGACAAUCGGCUCCUGGUUGGAAUGAUCCUCCAGUAUUGAAUCGACUUUCCAGGCAACAGAAAGGGAUGUCACCUAUGCAUGCUGGGACAAGAUUAUGGAGAAAGUCAAAACCGGAUUCAACUCCCUCUGAACCUAUCACACAUCCAAUUUUUGGAACAGCCCCGCCCCAACCCACACCCGCACCCAACGGAUACACUUACGGUGAAGUCACAUCUCUACCACAACCCUACAACCCGUCUGCCCCUGUAGCUCGACCCCAUCAGCAACCCCAAAUGUUGAAUCUUCCAACCAUGUCUGCACCCCCACCAGCUGGGUUCCCAAAUCCAAAUAGUUUCAACCAAAAUGCCAUUAGCGGACUGCCAUCUGCACCUCGAGUACAAGACAUCAAUGUUAAACCAGAGGUUCCUGAAGUUGUUCAAAAACCACCCAUUCCAGAUGAGCAUAUUCACUUGCAGAAGGUUCUGGAUGAAUUAAAACAUAGAUGCGGUUCAGCAGCAAAUAAUCCACAAACUAGAAGAAAACUUGAUGAUGUUGGUAAAAGGUUAGACACCUUAUAUGAUUGCCUGAGGUAUAAUCAGCUCUCGUCCAAUGCUUUGGGAGCCCUUCAUCAAAUUGUAAAAUUGAUAGAGAGUGGUGAUUAUGCUAACGGGCUACACUUGCAUACCCAACUAGUGCAAGGCCCAGACUUUGCGCAAAUAGCGGGAUUUAUGCCAGGAUUGAAAGUACUGUUACAGUGUGCAUUGCAGUUACAUGUAUACUUAAAUUAGGGGCCAAAGUUUUUG